AUGGCUCCCGACCCCGAGCCCAACGGCAUCAUACUGGGCAGCCCGCUCGACCCGUCCACGCCCCCGGAUGCCGGCCAGUCCGCGUCUUCGCAGGCCACGCUGCCGUCGACCGAGAUCCCCGCGUCGCCCAUCGACGCAGACGCCGCGGACGAGUCCUUCCGAACCGAAGCCAACGACGACGGACGCGCCGCCGUGGUGAUCCCCUCGUCCCUCACCCCGCCGCCGUCGACGCAGCUCGCCGCCGCCCGCGGCAGCGCCAGGGCGGCGUUUCCGUCCCUGUCGCGCCACCCCGCCCUCUGCUCGCCACCCGCGACAACCGUUUCGAAAGCGGUGCCCGAUCGGGAACAAGGCAGCGGCGGCGCCGGCGGCGGCGACUACCGGCCCCCGUCGCCGCGCCAGGUGCUCCACGCGUCGGCGGACGAGCUCCGGCCCAUGCUGCAGAUCUGCAUCGCCGAGCAGCAGAAGCUCAAGACGGAGACGGCCCACCACAGGCUCCAGUACAACCUGCUCAGCCUGCAGGCCGACGACGACGCCAAGCGAUCCGCCGUGGAGCACGAGAUGAUGCGUCGCGAGGUGGACGCGCUGCGCGCGGCCGACCACGCCCGCCAGGCCAAGAGGGAGCUCGGCAUCGCGUCGGACUCGACGCACGCCAAGUACGCGCAGAUGAGCACGUGGUACGAGGCCGCCAUGGAGGACAACGAAACCCUGCGCCGGCGGCUCAAGCUGGCCAAGAGGGUGAUUCAGCAAAAGGAGGAGGAGAGGCUGAGCCUGGCCGAGGAGCGCGACCUGCUCCUCACGCGCAUCCGGGAGAACCGGGAGCAUUUCCACAUGCUGUGCAGCCCCGGCGGCAUCUUCCACGGCGCCAUGACCCCCAGCCAGCCCGCCGUCUCGACGCCCCAGCAAGCCCGGGCCCCCCACCGCCAGACCCCGCGAUCGUCGCAGAAGGAGGACGCGACCAGACCAGAGUACGGACUCUCGGCUCUGCUCCAGGCCAUGAGCCAGAGCCAGGACAACAACAACAACAACAGCAGCGCUCCUUGCACACCACUGACCUCUCACCGCGCGCCCCAGAAGCACUCCGCCAGGCAUAGUCGCAACGCGCAGUCCAUGUCGUCGCUACCGACGACCCCUCUGAACCGGCUGCGAGACAGCGGGGGCUUGCUGCCGUCGGUCGACCUGGUGCCGCGGACCGAGCCACGCCACCGGCGUGCGCACCAGGACGCCGCCAGACCCAGGACGCCGGACCCCAAACGGGGCGGCAGGCGCAGGAGCCGAGAGAGCACCAUCUCGGCGGACGACAACGAAGAGCUGGCCAGGCAGGCGUUGCAGUCGGUGGCGGGAGGACCGCGUUCUUCACGCACCCUGCCAGAGUCGAGAACGAGGACAGCGCCCGAGCAGCAAGGAGGCAGUCCCGGGGGGGACGACGACGACGACGACGACGACGACCUCUUGGACAGCCAAGCUAGCCAGGCGGCCACCGAGCUGCUGCGGCGGCAUCCGGGCACGAGCUUCGAGGCGGGCGGCCUGGUCGACGCCCGUCAAGCGUCGCCCAUGGCCGUUGAGCAGUCGCUUGCGCUGCAGUCCAAGAUGCUGCGGGCUUCGCGCAGCGCCGCCGCGGAUAAGCGCAAGCUUGGCAGCGGCAACCCGGCGCCGGAGGACGGGCAGCGACGCCAGCCGUCGCAGCCGAGCCCGACGAAGAGGAUCAAGGUAGCAUCGCUGGGGGGCGACCAGAGAGUCGGGCUGGGCAUUCAGUACGGCAGAUGA
Messenger RNA from Ustilaginoidea virens, 1764 nucleotides. RefSeq lists its product as uncharacterized. Bases 1 to 1764 code for a protein of 587 amino acids. The record is from RefSeq and is a predicted model, not a curated record. NCBI's taxonomy places the organism in Eukaryota, Fungi, Ascomycota, Sordariomycetes, Hypocreales, Clavicipitaceae. The transcript has a single exon.